GUUAGCGUUAUAAAAAAAGAUUGCUAACCGAGCUGUUGGUCAGCGACCGAGGAAAUCAGACCGUAUCAAAACAGCAGCUGCUUAGCCAAAACUAGCUCUCAAAAACUCUUAAAUUAGUCGGUAUUCUGCCUUCUGUACACUACAGUUUUCAGCGAUUAGCUUCGCCGAAGACUAGCCCAUGUGAACUACAAUCCCAAUGCUGUGUUUUAAUGUCAGUCAUCACUUGCAAUACGGCUUUCGAAACAAAUGGUCCUUAUCUUUCAUCAGCGAGAAAGGCUCAAAAUAAAAAAUACUGUAACUUGCACAGAAAAAAAGUUACUGUAUACUUUUGCACAGAUCCAUACGACUAUGGGUGCCUCUAGACCAAUAUUGGACAAAAUGAGUUUAUUCCUUAGUCAAAUGACCCUAACAUGUUCUGUUUAAAGGGCGAAUUGGCUCUGGAAGCCAAAACAGACAAAUAUUCAAUCUAAAUGUGAAUUGAUUCUCAAUUGCGGUACUGUUUUAGAAACAUAAAUUCCUCUACUUUCAUCACAAUUUCACAAAUGUAAAAUAAACACUUACUGCACACUGUUUUUAACGCCAGUUGCAGUAAAGUAUAUUUCAGUGACUACACCUGGCGUCCGUCAUCUGUUUACACAGGUGUUUGGAGAUGCAGAUUGCAAGAGCGCAAGUAGUCCACUCUUGUCUGUUUUCUUUAAACACGCGCUGUGACAUGGAACAAUGGCAGUGUGGGAACACUAACCUUAUUAAUAAGGUGUGUAGUAAUUGAACCCGUUUUUAAAAAAAAAAUUACUCGCUGAUAUGAAAGAUGCCUUCCUGUUUCCAAAACCAUACCGCAAGCGAUGUUUAGAGCAAGCGAUGGGGCUCUUAACAAAACACCCCUGGUCAGAAGAGACUAUUGUCAAAAGGCGAUUUUUGGCCUCUGAAUGGACAUUGUAAAGACCCCACUCAACAAUGUCUUGGCACAACGAAGGAGCAAGAGUUACAGGCGAUCCAUGCGAAGCUGCGUUGAAGCAACUAAUCUGGGAUACACAUCAGGCCAUUUGACAGUUCUAAGAAUACCAAGAAGUAGAAGAACUCCAAAAUCACGUGAUAUCACAAAACAGGUUGACCCAGACCAAGUGGCACUCCUGGUGAGGAAAGAAUGGGAGCUGUCGUACGUCACACCUUUGUACCAGUUCAGACACACUCAGUUGAAAUCCUAUUCAAAGCAUCUAUCAGCUUUCAUUGUAUCAGAGAAGCAACAGGGCCUGGCGAUUGAAGUUGGCCAGGAAUUGGGCUUCAAGGUAAAUUUCUCGGUGGUCCUUGGGUUGGCAGAGACGGAUGAAGAUGCUGAGACGGUUUUCAUACAGAUUCUCUCCAGACAAGCGUUUGCUGCAAAAGAUGAUGCUCAGAAGGUUGUGUGGAGUGGCUGGCUGACUUGUGUCAACGGUGACUUAGAGUUUCUCCGAUCACUACCAUCAGAAUUUGUCAGUUUGCCUUUGCUCUGUACCAGGGGACCAGAGUCUCUCACAGUUUUGGUCAAAUCCUGGUUUGAAAAGACAUUUGACUGUUGCUUUGGCCCUCUUGGUAUCAACUCUGCCAACCUCCAGUGGCUCGCAGCCCUGUGGAUUGGGUGCCACCCCACCAUCAACAUCCAAUACCUGAAACUGGUUUGGACCCUUCCAACACUACCCCCUAUGGAUGUUAAGUACACCAUCCACCCACAAGAUGCCUGGGAGCUUUGGGACAGUGUGCGGCAGGAUGACACAACAGAUGUCAGCAUCGAGGAAGUCACCAGGUUCAUCAAAGGGCUGCAGUCACACUUCUUCAGGCACUUCAGGAUAGAAUUGUCCGCUGGGUCACUAAAGCAGGUCUCCACGGCUUUGGGUUCUUCUCACCAUAGUGGAAAAAUCAAGAUUGCAAGCCCUACCUACAUCACCACCAUCCUGCAGCUGCUGACAGAAUGUGCCCUCCUGAAGAUGCCCAUCUAAUCAACAUUUGCAUGUAAACCUCACAAUUACUGUCCAUAUGAAAUUAAACUGUUUGACACUUAUAUUCCUGUAAAUAGCAUAAGUACCUGUAUUGUAUGAAAAGGCAAGUGCAUACAUUACAAAAUAACAAUUCCUGCUGCAUUUGUUCUCUAUAGAUAUUAUUCAUUACAAGCUAAAAGUGUAGACAUAAUUGUGCUACCGGGGGAGAUUUGUGGCCAAUAUACCAUGGCUAAGGGCUGUUCUUAGGUGCAAUGCAGAGUGCCUGGAUACAGCCCAUAGCCGUGGUAUAUUGCCAAUAUACCACAUAUACCUGAGGUACCUUAUUGCUAUUAUAAACUGAGUACCAAUGUAAUUAGACCAGUAAAAAUACAUGUUUUGUCAUACCUGUGGUAUACAGUCUGAUAUACCAUGGCUUUCAGCAUUCAUGGCACAAACCACCCAGUUUAUAAUUUAUUAUAUAAUCAGGUUUGAGACAUGGUAAAUCCAUUGCUAUCAAGUAACUUGG
Molecule: messenger RNA, 2478 nt
Organism: Oncorhynchus mykiss (rainbow trout)
Lineage: Eukaryota; Metazoa; Chordata; Actinopteri; Salmoniformes; Salmonidae
Gene: cenpl
Product: centromere protein L
Source: RefSeq, a predicted model, not a curated record